GAUCAUAAAAAUUAUUUUUCUUUUUUUGAUAGUUUGUGAAUGUUUGCUUUACACAAUGAUACCCGAAGUGAUAAUUUUUAUUUUAACACUUAUUCUUGUAUUAUGGGUAUACUUUGAUUUACCUAUAAUAGCGUUAACAAAAUUAACAGAACCAAUACCUGGACCAAAAUCUUUACCAAUUGUUGGGAAUAUACUGGAUAUUGGGAGAGAGAAAGAAGGUAUUUUUGAGUUUUUGAAAAAACUUCGAAAAACUUUUGGUACAGUGUUCAAGAUACAUGUUCCUGGUAGAAUAACAGUUUUUCUAUGUGAUCCAGAAGACAUUGAGAUGAUUUUGAGAAGUAAUGAAGUUAUUGAAAAACCUACGACUCUUGAUGUAUUUUUGAAGCCAUGGCUUGGUGAUGGUAUAUUUUUGAGUAAAGGAUCACAUUGGCGAGAAACUCGGAAAUUAGUCACUCCAGCAUUUCAUUUUGAUAUCCUUCAAAAAUUUUUCGAAGUAUUCGUUGAACAGACUAAUGUUUUAAUAGAUAUUUUGAAGGAGCAUGCUAAUACAAAUAAAAACUUUGAUAUUGGGCACAUCAUGAAACUAUUUGCGUUGGAUGUUAUUUGCGAAACUGCUAUGGGUGUUAAAAUAGAAUCACAAACGAAAUUAGAGGGCAAUGCCUACGUGGAAGCGGUUGAUGAUCUACAAAGAAUCGUUAUAAAUCGUGGAUUAAAUUUUCUUCAACAAAUACCAUUUAUAUUUCCAUACACAAAAGCUGGACGUAAACAAGAAGAAGCAUUAAAAAUAUUAAACACACAUACAACCAAAAUAAUCCAACAAAGACGUGAAGAAUUGAUUGAAAAUAAUAAUAAUAAUAUAAUUGAUGACAAUUCCAAUGUCUGCUUGGGUUCCAAAAAAAGGAUAAUAUUCUUAGAUCUACUUUUACAAUCAACACAUUUAAGCGGCGAACCUUUGACUGAUAAAGAGAUUAUUGACGAAGUAACAAAUUUUAUGUUUGCUGGUCAUGACACCACAUCUGUUCAACUCAGUUUGUUAAUGUACUUACUAUGCGAACAUCCAGAAAUUCAGAACGAGCUAUACAAAGAACAAUGUGCAAUUUUAACUGACAUAAACGGUGAUCCUAGUUUUAAGCAAAUACAAGAAAUGAAUUAUUUAGAGCGUACAAUUAAAGAAUCUCAACGAAUCUUGCCGUGUGUUAUAUCAUUUAGCCGAAAAAUGACUGCUGAUAUUCAAUUGAAAACAAAUAAUUUCCUAUUACCAAAGGGUUGCACCGCAAGCAUCUUUGUUUAUGAUGUACAUCACAAUCCAAAAAUUUAUGAAAAUCCUGAAAAAUUUGAUCCAGAUCGAUUCUUACCAGAAAACAUACGUGGGCGACACCCAUAUGCAUACAUACCUUUCAGUGCUGGUCCACGAAAUUGUUUAGGCCAAAAAUUUGCUUUAUUAGAAAUGAAAACAGUUAUGUCUAAUAUAAUUCGAAAUUUUAAAAUUUUGCCAGCAUAUGAAGAUAAUGGAGAUAAAUUUAAACCAAUAUUUCGCAGAUACAUGUUAUUAACGUCACUAAAUGGAAUACAAAUACGAUUAGAAUCUCGUAGAUAAAAACGUGUUAAGUACAA
This is a messenger RNA of Chrysoperla carnea, 1614 nucleotides long. Its product is annotated as cytochrome P450 4C1-like. The coding region runs from base 56 to 1597 and encodes 513 amino acids. The transcript is spliced from 11 exons. The record is from RefSeq and is a predicted model, not a curated record. NCBI's taxonomy places the organism in Eukaryota, Metazoa, Arthropoda, Insecta, Neuroptera, Chrysopidae. Gene Ontology annotation, molecular function: iron ion binding; heme binding; monooxygenase activity.